GUACUGAUCAUUGAAUUUCAAAAUUUUUGUUCAAUGGUUCAAUCAUAUAUCUUUGACAGUUGUAUAAUUGAGAAUCUUUUUCAGAUAAUCACAAGUUACAUCUAUAAAGUGUAGGUCAUGCAGACCACUUGCAGAGUAAUGUAAUGAAUAGCUGUGGGAACUCUAAUACUAGCACGAGGCUACGUGGUUCACGCACUGAGACUCAAGACGAGUCUACAAAGGAGACUCAAGGAGGAGAAAUAGAAAAAGAAGACAGUAGCGUGAUAAGUUGUUACAGUAUAAAUGACUUUAAAGUACCACAAAACACUUUGGUCAUUUGUCAACGAAACUCCAACUAUUCUUCAGAUCACAGUUUUGCUAGAUUUAAGCCAAGUGCUGGUCCAAGAAAUGAAUUUCGAAUGGCGCGUGGUGGCAGUUCUGCAGACCACGCAAGAGGUGGAGCACGUGGUGGGAGAGCUUUUAAAAAGACACUCAGUGAAUCAAAUUCAGAGUCCAACUAUCACUCCACAUCUAGACCCAAGUUUCAAGAAUCGUUGAAAAAUUAUGAGAAUGCGCAAGGCAAAUACUAUGAUGAUAAAAGAGUAAAUGAGGACUCAAGAAUUUCCAAGCUGUUGCGGCGACUGUAUCGCGAGGAUGACUGUGAUCAUUUCAUGGUGCUUUGUAGACAAGUACAGGAAGGUAUCAUUGCACCUGAGAAUCAACGAUAUUUACGACGAAACUUGGAAACUACCUGUGAGAGUCUCUUAGAUCUUUUGCGUUCUGGUCCCAGUCAAGAGGCAAAGCAACAGGCUGCAAAAUGUUUGAGUCAAAUCGGAUAUGUAAUAGAACAAGAUUUUAAAAGAUAUAUGGACUGGAUCUUCAGUAAAUAUUCAUUGGAACAUAGAGAUGAUGUGAAAUGUUUAUUAAUGAAGUCACUCAUCGAGAUACUCAAGAUGGAUUCCAUGUUACUCAAAUUGAAGGAAUUCUCUGUGCCAAUGAUGUCUCAAUUACAAUCAAUAUUAGAAAAUGUUGAUAGAGCAGACUUAUUGGUAUCUACUGUGGAUGCUAUUUUACUCAUCAUAGAUUCCUAUCCCGAAACGUUCACGAAUCAUUUUCGUGAUACUGUGGAUAUACUUGUGGGUUGGCACAUCGAUUUUACACAACAAAAGUCAGUUGUCGCUUACGCUAGUCGGUGUUUACAAAAAUUACAUUCAUUUUGGAUAGCGGAUCUGCAGUUUUCUUUGACAUUAUUAGGCCAAUUUCUGGAGGAUAUGGAAAGUUAUGACGAAGAAUUGAACUCACCUGAGUCUGGUCGGACUUCGCCCGGUGAUGACGGAUUCCCGACACCGAGAGAGUGUAUUCUGCGAAUCACGUCAUUAAUAUCCGUCUUUAACACAGUAACAAAGAGCAUAGCCGAGCACUUAAAUCCAAACCUUACACCAAACGUGCAGUGGUCUUUCCUAAUGAAUUGUCUAUCAAAGAUGCUCAAGACCGUUGUCAAAGCGAUCGAAUUGGAAGAAGAUAAUGAUACUUGGCCCAAAAUAUCUAACAACAUGGAGAAUUUAAUUAAAUGUGUGAAAAACAUGAGCUCGUCGCAACAACAUGUUGAAAUGCUUUCCAAACAUUUCAAUAAAGACGAGAUUACCGAGGAAAAUCUCAUCAAGAUGAUGAAGUCAUUGAUCUUAAAUAAAAAAAAUGAUAAGAAAAAUUCCAAGAUAAUUUAUGAUAAAGGAAAUGUUCUGUCCAAGGAGAAAGGACAGCUGUUAAUAAAUGCAAUGCUAUCGAUGGAACCGAAAAUUAAAUCGAUUGAAAAUUUGUCGGAAGAAAAGGAAGAAUUGAUUAUAAUUGCGAAUGAAUGCGCCUUUCUGCUCCUUGGUUAUCUUCAAAGUCGCGUCGCGAAGAAUCAUGAGCUUCUCUAUAAAUUCAUCAAUCUUCAAUUACAGAGAGUCAAUAUUUUUUGGGACGAUACUAUUAUUUCAAUGUUAACUAUUAUAUCAAAAAUAAUAAAAGAAGUAUCUGCGAAUUUGCCAUUGGAAUUGGUGCACACGUUGCUUGGCAAGAGUUCGAUGCUGCUAAAAUUAAGAUUCCGAAAUUCUGUACUCAUUCAAAAUGCGAGUUUGGGAGUAUAUCAUAGUCUUCUAAGUUUAAAGAACAUUCCGUUAUUACAGGAAUCUUACCGCUAUAUAUUGGCGGAUUUGGAGAUCGCUUAUAGACUCAUACUACCAGACAUGGAUAACUUGGUUACUGAUAAUCCAUUGAACGAUUUAACAUACACGAAAAACGAUGUUGAGAUUGUAGUUACAUUCAUAUUACGCGCACUUUCGGAUAUAGCAAACGCAAGUAAUUCGAUUAUCGGAAUGUGGGCUUUGAAGCCCAGUAUAUUAGAACUUCUCGCUGUUAAAUUAAAACCAUAUGACACUACGCUGUCCACAGCGAGUCCAUUUUUGCAAUACAAUAUCCUAUAUUUGUUGUACGCGCAUUGCUCUAGGUACAAUCACUUCGUUCCAAGUUCCAAUUUAAUAACAGAUAGCACUGCUUGUCGUCCGAUGGAUAUGUUUCCCGGCACUUUGGAUGUACCAACUACAUCACCAGCUAGUGGUCAUUUAUCUAUAAUUCUCAAUCUGAUAGCCAAAACAUACAACAAGAAUGCGCCUGUAUACACUGUACUUCUUUUGUCCAAUUGGUUGCAAGAGAUUUACAUACAGUCUGAAAAAUAUAUCGGGAUUUUGAGCGAAACUCAGGAGUGCCAGAGUAUCAUUGCAAGUUUAAUCAGUUGCGGUGCUACGACUAACGAUGAUAUUGCGAGCGCGGUAUGCAAUCUUUUCAAAACGUUAAUGACUGCGAAGAACGUGGUAUGGAAGCAAGAGACUUAUUCGAGUAUCGUAGAUUUAGUGACAUUGCAUUUGACCUCGUGCAAUAAAACGAUUCGCGAAAAGUAUGGCGCGCUGCUAAUGUGUAUGCCCAUUGACAUUGUUAUAUCAAAAUUGAACAAGCAAUAUUUAUUCUCAGAUACCAAGAAGAUACGAGAGAUCGAGAUCUAUUCGACAGAAUCGCUGAUACUCGCUCAAAGAUUACACAUGAGAGGUAAUAACAACGGGGAAUUGCUAGCACAACAUUUCAAAACGUACAUGGCAUUUCUAUUGCAAGAACAUUAUCUCGACGCGUCUGGAUUGUCGGAGAUAUUUACAUUAUGCUGGCCAGCUGUACCGGAAAACGGGACUACGGCGAGGAUGUAUGAUUUGGCAUUAGCAAAUUGUUCGUUUCUGUUCUUCUGGAGUGGUUUCGAGGCAGCACAACACUGCGUACUCAACAAGCUUCGCACUUCUUUAGGGAAACCGCAAGAAACGUUCACUUCGAUCGAGAGUGCCCUGAAGAUUUUAGCUCGCGAAAUAUCAAGCCAUAAUACCGUAGACAUAAUGAAAAAGGAGAAAGAAACGCAGGGAUUAGAUCGCAUUUUGCACGAGCAUACGCGAGUGCGGCUUUUUGUCGAAUUUUUGGAACAUCUGGAGAGAGUAAUUCAUAAUGCGGCUGAUGGUUGCGCGAUGGCGCUUUUACCACUAUCGAAGCCGGUCAGAACCUUCUUUCAUACAAACAAAUCAACCUGCAAAGAAUGGCUGAAUCGCAUACGAUUAGCUUUAUGUGUGGUUUCGUUACAUUCGGGCUUGGCGACGAGCGCGUUACGAAAUGGUCAGAGAUUGCUGGAGGACUUGAGUAAUGCUGAUAACACGCAAGGCAUAGAAUUUGAGAGGGCAACGCUAUGGACAGCACAGGCGAUGGUCGCGCUUGGCGAAGCGGAAGCAUUGCAGGGGCUCUAUGUAUACACCAAGAGCAAAGAGAGAUCGUUCCCGUGGCUGAAAGCUGCAAUGGAAGAGGCUGCUGGACGUUACGAAUCAGCAACGGGUGCCUAUAAACAGAUCAUCGACGAGCACGUUCACGCUAAAAUAAAUGAUGAUGAAAACGGCCGAGCCACGAGACUUGAAAGCGAUAACCAAGUGCUAGGCUUCUGCAUACAAAGACUUUCCAACUGUUACAAAGCUUUGAGCGAUUGGUUCGGUUUGGUCAAUUGGAAGUCGCAGGAGACUGAUAUGCUGGCACAAGACAGUUAUGCUAUCCUGAAAAGACAAAUCACGGAAAAUAUCGUAUCGCAGCAAGCGGAUUGUCUAAAAAAAUUCGAGGAGGGCGAAUUGAUCUCCUUGGACGAAUUAAUGAAUUGGAAUCUGUUAAACGAAGAAAACAAAAGUAAUUGGAGUUGCGCGAAGACGCUGGCCGAGUGCAGUAACAGUUUGAUAAACGUUGCACUGAGGAUUCGUAUUAACGAACUUGACGAUUCGAUUAACGACUCGUUCGAUAACAUUAUCGAAAGAUGUCAGAAGGUCGCAGCUAAAAUAAUGCAGGACGGCUUGCGAAAUGUGCCAUCCGAAUAUCUCAGCGAUGCUAUACUGCUUCAAUAUUCCGCGACGGGAUUGAAGAAUUUGCUACGCGGCAAGAAGAACAAGAACGUUUUCGAGUUAUAUAAGACUGAUAAAAUUAAUAAUAUCAACUCGAACAUUUUAACGCAAGUUUUGUGGUGGUCCGAGUAUCUAGAUCAAGCAUGUAACAGUACCUCUACGGAAGUGGACAGCCUACGAUUGCACAUCAUCAGAACAGCCAGGAAGGAAGGUAAUUUUAAUUUGGCGAAACGAGAGAUAGUCAAGUACUUGAAAUCGGAGCGGGACUUGAUUCAAUUAAAGAAUCCGACCGUUUGCACCUUUACCGAGAUCACAAAUAGUAUGCUAAACGGGCUUGUUCAUAUAAAAUGGACCAAGAAUAGUAUGCGCGCGUUCAAGGAAUUAUCCAAGCUAUUAUACGACAUGGAGGAUACAAACAAGGCUUUGAAGAUGUGCUGCGCGACCGCGCUGGGAAUCUCGCAAGCAAUCAUUAGCGGCGAGCAAUCCACUGAUUUACGGGAGAUGGGAACUAAACUUUUGCUUACCCUGGGUAAGUGGAUACAGCAGGACUCGAACGUGAAUGAAAAUCCUCAGUUGGAAGAGUUGCUCAGAUUCGAAGCCAUGCAUAACGACGGUUUGAUGGAUAAGUUGUUCGGCGAAACGAUCGAUCUGAUUCCGACAUCCGACAUGAUAAUAGGCAAAUUAAUGCAACUCGGCGUGAAUCAAUGUCCGGACCUGUCGCGCGCUUGGUCCAGCUUCGCCGCUUGGUGUUACAAAUGGGGGCGGAAGAUCGUGGACAACUCCAACUCUGGUCAAUUGACAGACACAGAUCGAAUGAAUAUACAGUCGCUAUUGCCAAUGGACAUAGCUGAAACCGAUCUCAACGUUAUUUUCUCUAUAUUGAGCCAGAAUAAAACUAUACCCGAGGACGAGGGCGACAUCGACACGAAUGAUGUUAAUACAUCAGACAUGAUAGAAAAUCAGUUGAGGAACGUACCGUUCUUAAGUCACGCUAGCAACGAACAUCUCGGCAUGCUGGUCGAUAUCUGGCGACAGGCCCAGAAGAGAAUCUACUCGUAUUAUGAGCUUUCGGCGAACGCGUACUUCAAGUUUUUGCAAUUGGCAAAUAAUGACAGCAACGAAUGCGACACUAUCACGGCGACGUUGAGACUGUUGCGACUCGUAGUGAAGCACGCUUUGGAAUUGCAAAACGUACUUGAGGCUGGUCUCUCGACGACACCGACCGCGCCGUGGAAGGAGAUUAUACCGCAAUUGUUUUCGAGACUCAGCCAUCCCGAGGCCUAUGUAAGGACUCAGGUAUCCGAGCUGCUGUGCCGAGUGGCGGAGAAUUCACCGCAUUUGAUUACGUUCCCUGCCGUGGUGGGCGCGGUAUCAGGUCAGAAAAAGAUUUAUGAUAAGAUCGUUUACGAGAAACCCGAUGACAAAGACGGCUCGCAGAACGAUGUAGACAUGAACAUCGCCGCCAUGGAGGAGCAGGAGCGAAAAGAGAACGAAGAGGAGGAGGAUGACGAGGAGGAGAUGGCAGAGGAGGAAGAGGACGAGGAGGAAGAGACGACAGCGGAAGUCACCAUGUACAACGAUGAGCACGAAAGUUUCAUGGAUUCUUAUUUUUCACAGUUGGUUGACUGUCUCUCGAAUCGUAUCCAGGAUUCGGUGGUUCAAGUGAAGGUACUGGUAAGGGAACUCAGGCGAAUCACGUUGCUGUGGGACGAACUGUGGUUGGCGACAUUGUGUCAACAUCACACGGAGAUUACCAAACGAUUCGAGCAAUUAGAAAUCGAGAUUCAACGGGUGCAGGAUAAUAUCUGGCUUACAGUUGAAGAAAAGGAGAAAUUGAUCGCGGAAAAACAUAGGAUUAUUCUGAAGCCGAUUAUAUUUAUACUAGAGAAUUUAUUAUCUAUGACGUUCGUACCUGCCGAGACGCCGCAUGAGAAAAACUUUCAAGAGAAAUUUGGUGCUUCGAUAGAGGAGGUGAUAAAUCGACUCAACAAUCCCAAGAAUCCGGCCAAGCCUCAGAUAGCCAAUUUAGCGCUGAAGCACCUGGAGACCAAGUUAGCGCAACGUGUGCAUCGACGAGCCGCUUAUUCUCUAUCAAUGACGGACAUUAGUCCUAUCUUGGCCAAUUUCAGAGACACUUGUAUCGCCAUGCCGGGCGUUGCGGCCGUCGAUAACAAGAUCGUCACCAUCAUGUCGGUCGACAAUAAUGUUCAAAUUUUACCGACGAAAACAAAGCCCAAAAAGUUGAUAUUCCAUGGUUCCGAUGGUCACGUUUAUACGUAUCUGUUUAAGGGGCUCGAGGAUUUGCAUUUGGAUGAAAGGAUAAUGCAAUUCUUGAGCAUAUGUAACACUAUGAUGUCGAAGAAUAGCGAUACCAAGCUCUAUAGGGCGCGACAUUACUCAGUGAUUCCGCUGGGUCCUAGAUCAGGUCUCAUUCAGUGGGUCGAUGGCGUCACGCCACUAUUUAUACUUUACAAGCGAUGGCAACAGCGUGAAUGCGCCGUGAUCAGUAAGACCGGUGGAGGCAACUCUGCGAUUAUGCGACCAUCGGAAUUGUUCUACAAUAAGUUGACGCCGUUGCUAAAGGAAUGUGGGAUCGGUUUGGAGAACCGAAAAGAGUGGCCUAUUCACGUGCUGAAAAAAGUAUUGGAGGAAUUAAUGAGGGAAACUCCGAAGGAUCUAUUAGCCAAAGAAAUCUGGUGCAAUAGUAUCAAUGCUGGUAGCUGGUGGCAAGCUACAAAAAAUUAUUCCUAUUCCGUUGCGGUAAUGUCCAUUAUUGGCUACAUUAUAGGUUUAGGCGAUAGACACUUGGACAAUGUUCUCGUCGAUCUUAACACUGGCGAAGUUGUGCACAUCGAUUACAAUGUCUGUUUCGAAAAAGGAAAAACUCUGCGAGUCCCGGAGAAGGUGCCGUUUCGGAUGACGCCGAACAUCAAAACAGCUCUAGGUGUAACCGGUGUCGAGGGUAUAUUUAGGUUCGCCUCCGAGCAUACUUUGAGAGUGAUGCGUAGAGGCCGCGAAACGCUCCUGACCUUGCUGGAGGCGUUUGUCUACGAUCCAUUGGUGGAUUGGAGGGCGGGCGCGGAUACUAGCAUAGCGAGUUAUGGCGCUUGCCAAGCCAGAGCGAGAUGCACCGGCGUCGGAAGAAAACAAUUGGAGCAGGAACUGACACGUGCGAUGUUUGCAGUAAGAACGGCGGAGAUGCGUGCCGAAUGGCUGGCCAAUCGAGACGAAUUGGUUAAAACCUUGCCGUUGCUUUGCCAUCACUUGAACAGUUGGAUCGAAGCGACCGAAGCAUCGCGUCAGUGUCAAGAUUUAUUGCAGGAUCGACAUCAGCAACUCGCUUUAGUGAAGGAGGCGCAAGCGAUGGGUCGGAAUCACGCUUUGUAUUCGGUAGUGAAGCGAUUCAAUUCGUUUAAACGAGCGCGAGACUCUCACGAAAAAGCAAGAGCCGGCUUAAAGGAAAAGAUAGAAGAAUGCGAGAAACAAAUUAGCAUGCAUAACAUCGCGCUUGCCGCGGUGCGAGGACCUCAAUUAGGACAAUGGCUGGCAGAGUUGGGAGCUCUGACUAAUCAACAAGAUCACGUAGUAUUUGAUCUUGUGAAGGAGUUCCUGCAAAAUGCUGGACAAAGUCAGAUGAUAUUGCAGUGUGAGCAGUCAGAGAACGAGCUGACGCAAUUGGCUAGCGAUCAGGCUUUUUCCAUAAGCAAAUGUUUAGAACUGUUGAGCCAGUAUUCUGCCAUCUGCAGUUUGUAUCCUCUCAGCAUUCUGUCGCAACAUCGUACUGUGCUUUAUCACACUUGGGCAAACAAACUAUUAACUUCGGGUACUGUCGAGGUCUGUCACGAGGUCAUGGCGCAAUUUGAGGCGAAUCUAAAUCCAAUCAAUCCCAACAAUCCGCAGGUUCAGCAGAUAAUAACUUUCUCGUAUCAGAUGGAAGCGAUCUUGAACGAGUAUAGCGAGAGAUACAAGAAAGCUUAUGAGAGAACGGUGUCCGAAGGCUUGCCAGAGGCUAGCAACAGGAUUGAAAAAGCCUAUACGGAGUCCAAGGUUCAAAUUACAGGAUUUCUGCGACGAGAAAAGGGCGCGGAGAGAGCACUUGAAUGCGUCACCAUCACCGCGUUGUGUGCCUUGAACAAGCGAUAUCUGAUGAUGGAAGGCGCUGCCAAAUGCGCCGGAGAUUGCUUGGUGGAUCUUACCUCUCGUGAGGGAGAUUGGUUUCUCGAUGAAAUGCGUCUGAUGUCGUCAUUGAUCGCCGAGUUGAUAAUACUGAUACCGGAGAGUCACAAGACUAAUAACGAUCCUAAGAUCGCGCUAACCCUCAAGUGUCUCAAAAGCGCCGAUUGUAUCUAUAAGGGUCUACAGGAGCUUAACUACAAUUUCCAAACCAUUAUAUUGCCAGAAGCGAUGAAGACUAUCAUCACGGAGGAACCAAGUGUUAUGCGAAUGAUAAGCGAGCUCGGUGAAAUUGUAAUAAUGACCGGAAUACCACUCAGUGAUAUUCUGGCGCAGCUCGAGAUACACCUCCGAUUCACCGUGAUGGAAAUGGAGAGUCCGCAUGCGGUAGUACAGAGCGUAGUGGCUGACAUGAGAUUACGAUUCGAGGCAUUGCUAUCCCGACAGACGGAAGUUCAAGAUUCCAAUCAGGAAGAGACUUUAACACCGGGCCAGAUGUUGUUGAUGGGUUUCAACGGUUUGUUUGAAAAGUUGCAAAUGGAAGGUAAUUCCCUGGUGGCUAUCCUGAGCUCCUUAGAUGUACCAAUAAAUUGGAAAAAAAUUGAUCAGAUACGCGAGGCCAAGGAAAUGUCGGCGCCCAUAUUCAAUAAAGCAACUCGACAAGUUCUCCAGGAUAUAUUCUUGAUAAAAAGAUUGCACACUAUACAAGAGUUUUUCAUGAUGUGUAGGGAUAUCGCUACCGCGUUCAAAGGCGGACUGGCUAACGUUUACGAUGAUGAACGGCUCAACAAACCUGUCCGAAUGUUUACGGCCGAUUACGUCUCGAGGCAAUUGCUCGGAGUGACGUCACAGACCGUGGCGGUCGCCCUGUGUUUUCUGCUGCAGCGAAUGGGUCUGAAUGUAACCACCGAAAUCGAACAAAGAGACAUCGGAGCAGAAAGCAAGGUCUCGUUGGAGGAGCUAUGCCGAAAAAUGGUAGAUUUGUGCUUGAAAAGAGGAUUAUUCUCAGGUUCGGUCUUGGCGCAAGCGGGCGCAUUGAGCAGCACUUUAGAAAGCGCGUGGCGUCGGAAACAAACUGCUAGAUUGGCGCAGCAGAGCGCCGAAGUAGCCAGAGUCAGUUUUCAAAGACUUCAACUUCAGCAGACGGCUUAUCAUUGGUUACACGAGGACAUCCUAAUGAUGAGGCCCAAUAUGAAUCCAAUGAAUCCAAUGAGUCCGAUGCAUCCAAUGAAUCGUUUAAAUCGCUCUACUUUCAUGUUAGAGUUACGAAAAAAGGCAGCGAAACUGUCCAACUUGCAGUCGCGAGUUUGUGAAGCGCGCGAACAACAACAGAAUCUUAUCUCGAGCGCUAUACAACGUCUCAAGUGGGCUGCCGGCGCCAAUCCAGCACUAGGCGAAGUUAUGUCCGCGUUCGAUAACGCUGUCUUGUCAUCGUGUGACAAGUUAUCUAGGCAGCACAAUCUAGCCGCGAUGGUGGUAAGCGCGUGUAAUUCAAUAUUACACUACGAGGCCCUGAGAACCAGGACAUCAGAGAGUGUGACGCACGAUGCCAAUCUAGUCAAAUUGAUCAAACACUGGGAGGAGAGUUGCAUGCUGACUAUCAACCUGAAUAUUACUGUUACCACGAUAGAGGAGAGCCUCGUGCAGCUGUUACAACUGGAAAACAACGUGGACGCCGCAUGGUUGAAACAGGCCGAAAAAAUCGUGUCCGAGACAAUAAUCGACACUCAGAAGAAGCUACAGGAGAAACAAGAGGCUCUUUUCACGGCAGAAGACUAUUUGAGAGAGCGAGUUAUGAAUCUGCAAAACGUACUCGCCGAACAUCACCGACUGAUGUCGGACGUUAGAGCGUUACUAAAGACAAUGGCUAAACAGGAGAAUAUUGACGGUUUGCAAGAUUUUUUAUCCGCUUAUCGGUCCUUUACGGAAAACAUAUCGACGGUGGUGAAGGAAUUGGAAGCUGAGAAUUUCGAUUCGACUCACGGCAUGGUGAUCAAGAACGAAUUGGAAGUGAUGACAAUUAAAGUGCCCAGACUGUACAAUCGAUUGCUGGAAUUUGCAAACGAGCGUAAUCUGAAUCCGAUCAAGGGCACGGAGAAACUGGCGGAUAAUCUGCCGAAGAAGAGAAGAAAGAGGAAGAAGAGUAAACUGAUGCGACAAAACAGUGUAUGUUUGAGUCCGAGAAAGGGGGCACCAUUGGUCAGAGACCCGACCACGGGCAAGGCUGUGCAAGAGAGAAAUGCUUACGCGCUGAACGUGUGGCGUCGCGUGCGCAUGAAACUCGAAGGCCGUGAUCCGCAACCGUCACGCAAAUACACCACGGCCGAACAGGUGGAAUACGUGAUACGUGAAGCGCAGAGCAACGAUAAUUUGGCCUUGUUGUAUGAGGGCUGGACACCGUGGGUCUGAACGAACGACGGUUGGCGCUCACGCGCCUCAAUGGCUCGACAUUCGUCUCACACGGUACUCAAAUUCGUACCGUCGUACCUGCGUCGCCCUACGUUGCCGUAGGAGGCAAAACACUCCGCUCGAAACCAGGUGAUGGAGUAUUUGGCAAAAACAUCCGGGAAACAAGUCGGUUUCUCAGCUUGAUUGCGGAUCGAUCUCUCCGACGCGACAACUGGAAACCUAUUAUGCCGAGUGCCGAUUCUACAGUUGUCUCAAAAAUGAGAUUGAUGCAUCUGUGAUCUGUUAUACUUAACGAUUCUUUUUUCCUCCCUCUCCUCUCUCUCCCUUUUCCUUCCCCUCCCCCCCUCUCUCUGCCUGUCUCUUCUUUGAAAGUAAACGAGAACAGAUAUACGGUAUCGAACACAGAUAAAUAGUAUUCUUUUUGAAGGUCACAAAUUUUUGAGAGAAACAUAGAAUCGGCCACGUAUCUUUACGCUAAUGGUGUAGUCGCGAGAAGUUCGGCUGACGAUAUUGACAGGAAGUCCGAUGACGAUGAUAAGUCUCGAUAACGGUCGUAGCGACGAUUACGCUAUCAAUAUUCAUUAUGUAAUGGUUAAUACGAGCUUUACCAUCGUGUAAUGCCAUCACGUCAAAGAAAGAACGCCUGACCUUUUAAUCGAGAUAUGUGGAUCAGUGUUUAUGCCGAUGUAACGUUGCAUAAUUCUCGAUAUAUGGUGUACAUGAGCACACUUGACCAUUAAUUCAGAAUUCGAAAUUACAUAAAAACAGCAUUAUUUUUAAACCGAGAUAAAAAGACAAAAUUAUAAAAAAGAAAAGGAUCCAAUUUAACGAGAUUAGAAUAAUCUAUUGUUAUUGAGUUGUAAUUAAGGUUUUUGCUAGUUUACUGUAGCCAUCUUGAAUCGCAUGAUGUCAGAAAUGAGAAAAUACACGAUGGAAAUUCUUGCAAGACACAGCAUAGUGGGUGUGUUUUUUGAUAAAAUAAUGUUUGUAGUCGAUGAAAACGGGUUUUUAACAUAUACCGAAGCGAAAUAUAAGUUUUUAAUAUAUUUUAAUAUAUUUUACGGGCCUGUUUUGUCGAACGCAAACGUUAUUUUAUCAAAAAAUAUUCGUGUUGCGCUAUAUCUCGCAAAAAGUAUGUUUUCUCGCCACUCAUAACUCGCCACGGUUUGAGAUGGUGCAGUGGGCUAGCUGGGACCUUGCCAAACCAUCUCCAAACUCAAGGCAUACGUACCCGUGUGUGCGACCGUACGUAUGUAUAUGUAUUAAAAAAAAAAUUUUAGUGGAGCGAUCGGAAUUUAUUAUCGAUCAAUGGGACAAAAUCAUUUUUGCAGUAGGUACACGCAUGGCUUUGACAAUUUGCCGCGUCUACUUGGUGUUUCAGUUUUACUAUUAAUAUCGGACAAUCCGGGCAAAA
Molecule: messenger RNA, 12423 nt
Organism: Pogonomyrmex barbatus (red harvester ant)
Lineage: Eukaryota; Metazoa; Arthropoda; Insecta; Hymenoptera; Formicidae
Gene: nonC
Product: serine/threonine-protein kinase Smg1
Biological process (GO): negative regulation of macroautophagy; TOR signaling; phosphorylation
Cellular component (GO): nucleus; TORC1 complex; cytoplasm
Molecular function (GO): protein serine/threonine kinase activity; protein binding
Source: RefSeq, a predicted model, not a curated record